ACUCAAUUAUAAGGAAACUGGCUGGCUUGUACUAGCUGAAUAUUAUUGUGUAAACCUUGACUGAAUUAAGAAGCAUUUGUUUAAUUUAAAUCUAAUUGAAACAAAUCAGUUUUUCAUUUAUAAAUUUGUGUUUUAAUGUUGGGUGAACCAAGACAUGAAUAAAAUCUGUAGGAUUUGUUUGGAGGAAGGGGUACUGUCUUCGGUUUUUACAAAGAAUUUCAAUAUAUCCUUAUGUGAUAUGAUUGAGUAUUGUUGUAAUGUAAAGAUCCGGAAAAAUGAUGGGCUGCCAGAGCAAUUGUGCAGCAACUGUAUUUACAAGCUGGGAGUGGCUUACCACUUUAAACAGACAUGUGAGAGUGCUGACGUGCGACUCCGACAAUACCUGGGACUGCAGUUAACAUCUAAGUACAAUGAUGCAGCUGUUAUGACUGACCCUAUGCCUAUACCUCAAGCUAUAAUAAAGAAAUGUAAAUGUAGGCUGUCUCAGAAAAAAACUAGCACCAACUACAAGAAGAAACCUGAAGAGGAAAAACUAAAACGUGGGCCGAAACCGAAACCCAAACAAGUACAUGCGUGUUAUGAGUGUGACAAGGAGUUCCGCUGCCAGGCACAGUUGGAGACACAUGUCAGGACCCACACAGGUGACAAGCCUUUCAGCUGUAUGUACUGCUCUCGCAGAUUCGCGCAGAAACACAACCUGACUAUACACCUCCGAGUACACACUGGCGAAAAACCAUUCCAAUGCGAAGUCUGCAGUAAAACAUUUUCCGCACAAGGAAAUCUUCAGGCUCAUCUCAAAAUUCACACAGGACAAAAGGAUCAUGUUUGUUCCCUGUGCAACAAGUCAUUCAUCACAUCGAGCGAGUUGUCGCGCCACAUCAACAAGCACCGAGGAGUCAAGAACUACAAAUGCGAUAUCUGUGGGGCGGCUUACGCGCAGAGCAGGGAUCUGAAAAUACAUAAAAUGAAAAAACACCAGAUAAACACUCAAAACACCACAGCUCAAAAUGAUGGUUACAACAACAGCAGCAACAUUGACAUCAUUGGGAUAGAUGUGGGUAAAGAGAGCUCUUUGCCAGCCGAGGUGCACAGUGGGCAUAGGCCAGCAGCCAUAGAAAGCAUUGGCUUGGUUGGCUCUAAAGAGAUGCAUUCAGUAGCUGGGAAGCAUCCACCGCAGAUCAGUCAGUUAGUUCAAAGUAAAGGUUUCCAGCAGUAUGGCAACAAGUUGGAUCCCCACACCUGCACAGUUUGUGGUGAAGUGUUUGAUUACAUUACUGCUCUAGCACAUCACUAUUUGCAUCGACAUAAAGACUGUGAACCAUUGCCUAUAUUAAGUUAAUUCAUUUUUUUUUCCUAAGG
This is a messenger RNA of Leguminivora glycinivorella, 1359 nucleotides long. RefSeq names its product zinc finger protein 569. Lineage: Eukaryota; Metazoa; Arthropoda; Insecta; Lepidoptera; Tortricidae. Gene Ontology annotation, molecular function: zinc ion binding; RNA polymerase II transcription regulatory region sequence-specific DNA binding; DNA-binding transcription factor activity, RNA polymerase II-specific. Gene Ontology annotation, cellular component: nucleus. Gene Ontology annotation, biological process: regulation of transcription by RNA polymerase II. The coding region runs from base 155 to 1339 and encodes 394 amino acids. The record is from RefSeq and is a predicted model, not a curated record. The transcript is spliced from 9 exons.